UUAGGCAGCGCACGAACGGUUUCCAUUUGUCCGCGCCCCUCCUUGUUUCUCGGCCUGUAACGUUUUCCAGUUCUCUCCUUCCCCUGAGCUCUUUCUCUACCUGACGGCAUGUAGAGAAUCCAGAUGAGAGAUCGAAUUCUGGUAGUAUAACAAAGCUGCCAGAGGUCAACGAGCAGGAUUAGAAGCUAGAUUGGAUAAAUAGGGAUGAAGAUCUCAUGAGAGGCGAGUCUUCCAUUCUCCUGUCUUGAUCUGCUCCGUUUUGCUAGUCUGAGGAUCUAUUAGGGCUCAUUGGAUCGAUCGGAUUGAUUAUGAUGGCGAACAAGCAUGGGGAGUUCAGCCAGAAGGUCGAUUACGUCUUCAAGGUAGUGCUGAUUGGGGACUCCGCUGUGGGCAAGUCGCAGCUGCUGGCAAGGUUCUCGAGGAACGAGUUCAGCCUAGACUCCAAGGCCACCAUCGGAGUGGAGUUCCAGACGCGGACGCUCACCAUCGAUAACAAGACCAUCAAGGCACAGAUUUGGGACACCGCCGGUCAAGAGAGAUACCGAGCGGUGACUAGUGCUUAUUAUAGAGGAGCUGUUGGAGCCAUGCUUGUUUAUGACAUGACCAAACGCCAGUCUUUUGAUCAUGUGGCAAGGUGGCUAGAGGAACUACGCGGCCAUGCUGACAAGAACAUUGUUGUUAUGCUUGUGGGAAACAAAUCUGAUCUGGGCACUCUUCGAGCUGUCCCCGCCGAGGAUGCCAAGGAAUUUGCGCAGCGUGAGAGCCUCUUCUUCAUGGAAACUUCUGCUCUCGAAUCUACUAACGUAGAAACUGCCUUCCACACUGUUCUAACCGAGAUUUACCGUAUAAUCAGUAAAAAGGCUCUUGUUGCCAAUGAAGCAGAGUCCAGUGGAAACUCAACUCUUCUUAAGGGAACUAAGAUAGCUAUCACUCCCGAGCAACCAGGUGGAAACAAGACUGCUUGCUGCAUGUCCUAUUAGUCAGUUUUCUUCCCUUUUUUAUGCCAUUUUUCAUUGUUAUACCUUCUCAAAAUUUUAUUCUAUAACUUAGAGAAGGUAUGGAGGACACUAAAGAUCAUUUGGUACUGGACUUGUGCUUGUUUAAUGGCUGACAUUGUGGUUCAUUUCCUCUAUGCUCCACACUAUAGGAAAUAAUAAUCAAAUCGAGAAUGUCAAUCUUCUUUCAUUUGCA
This is a messenger RNA of Dendrobium catenatum, 1191 nucleotides long. RefSeq names its product ras-related protein RABA4d. Bases 309 to 980 code for a protein of 223 amino acids. Gene Ontology annotation, molecular function: GTPase activity; GTP binding. The transcript has 2 exons. NCBI's taxonomy places the organism in Eukaryota, Viridiplantae, Streptophyta, Magnoliopsida, Asparagales, Orchidaceae. Gene Ontology annotation, cellular component: endosome. The record is from RefSeq and is a predicted model, not a curated record.